AUGGCAUCUUCUAGUUUUCUUGCAGUCUCUUUGAUUGUCCUUUCAGUUCUGUUCUUCAAUAAUGCAGCUUCCCAAAACGACAUCGCGUCCACCAUCUGCAAGAAAACUAGAAACCCUUCUUUUUGCUUUAACGUGUUGAAAUCUGCUGGCACCACAAACCUGAAAGGACUGGCUACCUUCACCCUCAACCUUGCCCACGACAAGACUGUUAAAAGCCGUGCCCUCGCCCAGUCCCUGGCGUCCAAGGCGGCCAAUCCCAAGCUUAAGGAGCGAUAUGCCACUUGUGCUGAACUCUACGACAAUGCCACCGGCGACAUCGAGGAUGGGAAGGUCAACUUGGGGAAAGGUGACUACAAUGGCGUCAACAUUAAGGCGUCUGCAGCCAUGACGGAGGCCGGCGACUGUUUGGAUAGCUUUUCACAGCCGCCGAAGGACCCAUCGGCGCUGUCGGGCAAUGGGAAGACUGUGGAAGAUAUUUGUAGUAUCAUCUUGGUUAUAGCCAAUCUUCUUCUUGGGCGUGCCUAA
Molecule: messenger RNA, 525 nt
Organism: Cucurbita pepo subsp. pepo (vegetable marrow)
Lineage: Eukaryota; Viridiplantae; Streptophyta; Magnoliopsida; Cucurbitales; Cucurbitaceae
Source: RefSeq, a predicted model, not a curated record